GUUGUUCUAGCUUCCUUGAGCUGCUUCCUGCAGCAGCUGAGUGUUCCAAGCAGAGCUGGGAAGCCCCCAAGGAAGUCCCCCACCGUCCUUGGAAGAAGCCUGUCUGCAGAAGCUCCCUUCCUUGAAUGAUAAAGAACAACAGCUGGUAUUUCUGGAAGCUUCGGUUGGUGUGAAAUCACUCUGGGAAACCCUGCUCCUCCCUACAGGUCUACACAUUGCGGAGGUACGAUGGUCCUGAGCGGGGCGCUGUGUUUCCGAAUGAAGGAUUCAGCCUUGAAGGUGCUUUAUCUGCAUGAUAACCAGCUGCUGGCCGGAGGGCUACAUGUGGGGAAGGUCAUUAAAGGUGAGGAGAUCAGUGUCGUCCCUAAUCGGGCACUGGAUGCCAGGCUGUCCCCUGUCAUCUUGGGUGUCCAGGGAGGGAGCCAGUGCCUGUCUUGUGGGAUGGAGAAAGAGCCAAUUCUGAAAUUGGAGCCGGUGAACAUUAUGGAGCUCUACCUUGGGGCCAAGGAAUCCAAAAGCUUCACCUUUUACCGGCGGGAUAUGGGCCUCACCUCCAGCUUCGAGUCAGCCGCCUACCCAGGCUGGUUCCUCUGCACAGUGCCGGAAGCUGAUCAGCCUGUCAGACUCACCCAGAUCCCUGAGGAAGCCACCUGGGAUGCUCCCAUCGUGGACUUCUACUUCCAGCAGUGUGACUAGGGUGUCACAUUUCCCCAAACUCCCUGGACAGUCAGCACAGGCACUGAGCAGGGGGUGGCAGAGGAACCCCAGGAGGGUGACUAACUCCUUUUCCUGCUCUCAGGUCUCCCACUCUGACUCUCCAGUAUGGGUGAAUUCUAAGGUCUGGUGCUCAGUUCGUAGAAGCCUUCUCCAUUGAAUGGUACUAUUGAUAUGGAAUCUUAUAAAAAAGUACAAGAGAUAAGCUUGGAGCAACAUAAAAAGAGUCUUGGGGUGGGAGUGGUGGGAGUCAUUCACCCACAGUGAAUCUGACACUGUACCUCAGAUUCCCCAUUGGGUAGGGAAGAAGGUGUUACAGAAUUAGGAAAUUAGAACUUUGGCUGGGCUCCUCCCCUGAAUACUGCUACUGACUUCCUUCUGUGGUCUUUGCAUCUGUGCCUUCAUCCUCUGGCCCUGGACUGAGAGGGUGGCGAUGUCAGGGGAGAGGACAGAAGAUGGCCAAGUACACUGUCCUGUUUUGAAACCCGAGGUACAAUAAAAAUCCCAGAUUCUGGUCUCUACUCACAUAGAAUGCUCAUGAACAUUAAGUGGGAAGACCUUGCUACAAAGUAACACAUCCUGAAAUUUCACUUUAAUUAAAAAAUACUGAUCAAUAGUAUAUAUUUCUGCAUUUAGGUCUGGAAGUUUAUAGCAAUGUCCGGGUAGGGGCAGUAUAGAUGACUUCUAUUUGCUCUUUGUUUUUGUUAGCUUCUUGAUAAUGAAGAUGGAUUACAUAAUAAUUAGAACACAAAUGAAUCUGGAGGGGAGUGGAGAGGACAUCAUUUCUAACUGCCCACAGCUUCUGCUUCCUUGGAGUGAAAUCCAAAUUGAGCUCAGCUGCUCUGGGUGGCAGGAGCAGAGAGAAGAAAACAGAUCUCAGCAAAGCCACAGGAAGGAGAAUGUGGUGGGUUUGUGCUGUG
Molecule: messenger RNA, 1634 nt
Organism: Nannospalax galili (Upper Galilee mountains blind mole rat)
Lineage: Eukaryota; Metazoa; Chordata; Mammalia; Rodentia; Spalacidae
Gene: Il36rn
Product: interleukin 36 receptor antagonist
Exons: 5
Coding region: 229-696 (155 amino acids)
Biological process (GO): inflammatory response to antigenic stimulus; cellular response to lipopolysaccharide
Molecular function (GO): interleukin-1 receptor binding; cytokine activity
Source: RefSeq, a predicted model, not a curated record